Messenger RNA from Argentina anserina (silverweed cinquefoil), 2292 nucleotides. Its product is annotated as protein DETOXIFICATION 49. The transcript has a single exon. Gene Ontology annotation, cellular component: membrane. NCBI's taxonomy places the organism in Eukaryota, Viridiplantae, Streptophyta, Magnoliopsida, Rosales, Rosaceae. Gene Ontology annotation, molecular function: antiporter activity; xenobiotic transmembrane transporter activity. Gene Ontology annotation, biological process: xenobiotic detoxification by transmembrane export across the plasma membrane. The record is from RefSeq and is a predicted model, not a curated record. The coding region runs from base 65 to 1753 and encodes 562 amino acids.
UCCCAUCCUCUCAAGCUUUGAUUCCAAUUCAUCCUCAUCAGCCCACAAACAGAUAUUAAUCACAAUGUGCAAGAUGACAUCUCCUCCUCUCUGCAACGGCAAUUCAGACUUUGCGUCAAAUAAAGACACAAACACAGAAGACCAGAAGCGCCGUCUCACCGCCCCAUUGAUCCCCAAAACCACAACUCAUCCCAGAAAAGAGCAAAAACCCCAGACAAUACAGAAACCCCAGAAAUCCCAUUUCACUUUGGCUAUGAAAGAAGCGAGUUCCAUAGCUAGUAUUGCUUUCCCUAUGAUCCUUACUGGGCUUUUACUCUAUUCCCGGUCCAUGAUCUCCAUGCUCUUCCUCGGCCGCCUCGGUGACCUGGCCUUAGCCGGCGGCUCCUUGGCCGUCGGCUUUGCCAACAUCACCGGAUACUCUAUUCUUUCCGGUCUCGCCAUGGGAAUGGAACCCAUUUGCGGCCAGGCUUUUGGUGCCAAGAAACAUACUUUGCUUGGUCUCUGUUUGCAAAGAACAGUUCUUCUUCUUGUACUGAUCUCCAUACCAAUUUCAAUUCUCUGGCUCAAUAUGAAGAAAAUCCUAAUUCUUUGUGGCCAAGACGAGGCAAUUGCCAUUGAAGCCCAAUCAUACCUCCUCUGUUCACUUCCCGAUCUUCUUGCUCAGUCUCUGUUGCACCCUUUGAGAAUCUACCUACGGUCUCAAUCCAUCACUCUGCCUCUGACAUUCUGCGCAACUCUGGCGAUCAUCCUACACAUUCCUAUCAACUACUUUCUCGUUUCGCACCUCAAUAUGGGAAUCCAAGGUGUUGCCUUAAGUGGGGUUUGGUCGAAUUUCAAUCUGGUGAUCUCUCUGAUAAUCUACAUCAUUAUUUCCGGCGUGUACAAGAAAACUUGGGGAGGUAUUUCAAAUGAGUGUUUACGAGGAUGGAAGACUCUUCUCAAUCUGGCCAUACCAAGCUGCAUUUCAGUUUGCCUUGAAUGGUGGUGGUACGAGAUCAUGAUCUUGCUCUGCGGUCUGUUACUGAAUCCAAGAGCAACUGUUGCGUCAAUGGGGAUUCUUAUCCAGACCACUGCAUUAAUCUACAUCUUCCCUUCUUCUCUGAGUUUCAGUGUAUCCACACGUGUUGGGAAUGAAAUUGGAGCAAACAACCCCGAAAAGGCAAAGCUCGCAGCCAUUGUGGGGCUCUGUUGCAGCUUCAUUCUAGGCCUAACAGCCCUUAUCUUUGCAGUGAUGGUGAGAAACAUAUGGGCCAGCAUGUUUACUCAAGACAAGGAAAUCAUAGCACUCACAUCGCUGGUCCUGCCCAUAAUUGGCCUCUGCGAGCUCGGAAACUGCCCGCAGACAACCGGCUGCGGCGUGCUGAGAGGCACGGCGCGGCCGAAAGUUGGGGCCAACAUAAACUUGGGAUGCUUUUACAUUGUGGGAAUGCCGGUGGCGGUGGGGCUGGGGUUCUUUGCUGGAUUAGACUUCAUGGGACUGUGGUUUGGACUUUUGGCGGCUCAGGGUUCCUGUGCUGUGACCAUGUUGGUGGUUUUGGUUGUUACAGAUUGGGAAUAUGAAACCCAGAAAGCAAAACAGUUGACAGGAGCUGCUGGAGUUGUGGAUGACAGCGCAGAGGUUAAGGAAGACAAGCCAGACAAAGCUGAAAUCAAGGGAGAUGACCGUUCAUUUCUAUUAGGUGAUGAGUUAGAUUACGCUAAUGAUGAUGACAAUAAUGAGAGUAGGAGUAACAAUAGUGAUUCAAAUGUUUAGAUUAAUCCCCUCGUCUUUUAAUUCUUUUUUUUUAGGGUCUUCUUGUUUGUCCUAAUGUGUAUAGUAGUCUUUGGGUGCAUGUAGAUCAAGAGCAGAGGGUUCUGUCUUUGUUUUGGGGGGAGAAGGGUAUUUGUAUUGGAACGACUAGCUCUGUCCCAUGUUCAAAAUUCAUAGUUGCAGUGAAAUUCAAUGGUAAGCUGUACAUGUUGAAUUUCCAAAGGAAGUGGCUAGAAAUUGUACAUGGUCAUCUCCACCCUUUUCUGCAUUUGACAAUUGGAUACAAUCAUUGAAGAAGAAUUACUUUGCAAAUCACAAUCUGUCCUUCACUCCGUUGGUUUGAAUUUGAUCAGAAGGAACAGACAGCGUCUCUCUGUUUUAAGUUGUUUUCUUGCACAGUUUGGUAGUUGAUGCAGUGGUAGUAGACCAUACAAGAAGUUGGCUAGCUAUCACUAUAUGGAGGGUUUUAAAAGUGAUGUAACUUGCCAUUGUUGCACUUAAGAUUUGAAAUUAAUGUAUCGAUUCAUUGACAUAUUGUGGAG